AGCGGGCGGGAUUGGUUGUGGGUUGAAGGACAAACAUUAUCUCGGAAAUCUCUAAAUCUGCUCCGAUCAACUCGUUGCAUCAACCUAUCUGGAGGACACCUGAUCUGAAGCAACGUUACAUCCAGGAGGAAGACUAGCGAUCAAUAAUACGGAUUCAGAGGCAAUCUGGAAGGCAAAUUUAUCCAAUAUGCUUGGAUCGCAAUCUCAUCUGAGUCUCAACACUACCCUAGACACAAGACAAGUUCAGCACAAUUAACUAGACAACACGAUUGAACACCCUCUGCGGGUGAUUGGUCCGCACAAUGGGCCUACAUGCUCCAAGAGAGGCAGUAAUAUCUAUUCCUGAUCCUUGGACGUUAUUUGAUGGUACCUAAAAGGCUGAAGAAGUCACUUGCAGAGAUGCAUGCCGCUGCACCGGCAUUAUUUGUUUCUGUACUUCUUGGUAUCUUCAGCAAGAGUUUGGCCUCUCCGAUACAGAUCAAUUGGUUCUAUGACAGCCUGCCUUGCAAGGGAGUGAGCAGCACGAGGAUACACCAAGAAGGACUGGACUUCACAGUGUACCACAGUCUCUGGUGGCACAACAAGCGCUUCUAUGCUGUGUUGGAUGGCAGCAACAAAGAUGAAGCACUCAGCCCUGCCAUCUCCAUGAACACAGGCAUCAUGGGGCUGCCUGUGAAGGAUGCACAGCUGUACUAUGACAACCUCAUGGCUGGUUGGGUGCCUGGCACAAGCCUUCUGCUGGACUUGGCAUUCCCUGCCUUCCCUGACAACAUGGGGCAUUGGAUGGAAGCCCUGCUGCCAGUGUACAAUGUGCUGGAACAAGGGUUGUGGAAAAGCGCCUUGCCUGAAGGAUCGGGCUUCAUUGACAACAUCGUCUUUGUCAAUCUCAGGAGGGACAACCUGGCAGACUUGGACUGGGUGUGGGAGAUGAUCAAGCUGGCUCUUGCUCCGGCUCUGCCUCCCAACAAAGACAUGCCUCGAAUUCUGUUCUAUGAGGAGCUGGAUCACAUGGACAAGGCAUCCUGGCUGGGUCUGGAGGCUGUUCUGGUGGCCACUGACAGGUACAGCGGACAUGCCCCACUUGUGCAGCAAUGUACAUGCCUUUCCCUUGCUCCCAGGUAUGGGAGGGAGGAUGGGCUCAAUGGGUUCUUUGAGGCGGAGGUUGGAAGGAAAUUCAGGGAGGCUGCGUUCAAUAACCAUGGCCUGCAGCCGCCUGCGGCAGGGAAUCUGCCUCGCACCAUUACCCUGCUGUCUGCAGUCCAGGGCGAGGAGUGCGCAUGGCUGCAGGUGGUGAACAGGGAGGAGCUGAUGGGGGCGCUGCAGGACAUUGGGCACACGCUGGGACUGGCAGUGCGCCCCUACACAGCCACGGCCCGGGCGCCCUUCGAGUCUUACCUUUCUGUCAUGGCCCGCACCGGCGUGCUGGUCUCCCGCCAUGGGCCGCUGCUCGCCAACUCCAUCUUCCUUCCACCAGGGGCUGUGGUGAUGGAGCUGCUGCCAUACAACUGGGAGUGGAAGGGCAUCAGCAAGAUCUAUGUGAAUCUGACGCGCAGCCUGGGGGACAUCCAUCACAUUGCCUGGCGCGCCACGCACCCCAAGUGGGCCCUCUACGGCAGCGCCGACCACGCACGCUAUGCAGAAUGGACGCCAGAGGAGUGCAACUCCAGGGACUGCCUGGAGGUGCAUGCUGCCGCGGCGAUGCGCGUGGAUACUGCAACGGUGCAGGAGAUGCUGAUGCAGAUGGUGCCGGGUGCCAUGCGCGGCGAAAGUGUGCGUUCGCUGCGGCAGCCCUGGCCAGAACUUGCUCUCGCGAAGGGGAACACCGGGCUGUGGUGGGACAAAUGA
This is a messenger RNA of Coccomyxa subellipsoidea C-169, 1845 nucleotides long. RefSeq lists its product as hypothetical. The transcript has 9 exons. NCBI's taxonomy places the organism in Eukaryota, Viridiplantae, Chlorophyta, Trebouxiophyceae, Coccomyxaceae. Gene Ontology annotation, molecular function: glycosyltransferase activity. The coding region runs from base 364 to 1845 and encodes 493 amino acids. The record is from RefSeq and is a predicted model, not a curated record.